Messenger RNA from Dioscorea cayenensis subsp. rotundata (Guinea yam), 1194 nucleotides. RefSeq names its product BOI-related E3 ubiquitin-protein ligase 1-like. NCBI's taxonomy places the organism in Eukaryota, Viridiplantae, Streptophyta, Magnoliopsida, Dioscoreales, Dioscoreaceae. Bases 171 to 1142 code for a protein of 323 amino acids. The transcript has 4 exons. Gene Ontology annotation, molecular function: ubiquitin-protein transferase activity. The record is from RefSeq and is a predicted model, not a curated record.
AUGAAAUAAGCCGAGCCGUUCCAACGUGAAGGAGCGCGUGUGUUGGAAGAGCAGUAAUAAGAAAGAGCCCGUCUUUUGGACCCAUCCUCGCUCUUCUUCUUCUUCUUCUUCGACGAACUCCUCCUCCCUUAUGCUCGACGGCGACAUCGACGACAUCGACGACAUCUCCAAUGGCGGUUCAGGCUCAGUACCCUCCCAAUGCUCUCUUCCUACAUAGGGCUGAGACGGAGAUGAAGACUAUGGAUUACUCGCAAGAUCAGUCACCCGCUGCCUUCUUUGCAACCACUGGAGGUGGUGGGAAUCCGAGGAAGAGAGGGAGGGAAGCAAUGGCGGUAGUAGGGCAACACGGAGGAGGAACGGUGAGUUUGUUCUCUUUGCAACCUCAGCCACCGCCUCCUACGGUGGUGAGUCUUGCGCAGUUGCAGAUUCAACGGCAACAAACUUCGGCGCCGACGAUCGUGUCCACUGGUCUUCGAUUGGCGUUUGAGGAUCAGACCACUUUCGUCUCUUCAUCUCCUUCUCCUUCGCCUUCUUCCUCACUUCCUCCUUUGAUUUCAUCUCUUUUGUCUGAUGAUCUCGCUGCUCAAAUUAAACAACACAACGAUGAGAUCGAUCGGUUUCUUCGAUCCCAAGCCGAGCAAUUGAGAACGGCAUUAACGCAAACACGGCAUCGGCACUAUCGUUCACUCCUCGCUGCGACGGAGGAGGCGGCGGCGCGUCGUCUCCGUGACAAAGAUGCCGAGGUGGAACGCGCCACCCGCCGUAGCGCCGAGCUUGAAGACCGUCUCACUCGACUUCGCUCCGAGCUGAUGGCGUGGCAAUCCAAGGCUCUUUCCGAUCAAGCCACCGCUGCUUCUCUCCACGUUCAACUCCAGCAAGCUACUGCCGCCGCCGCCACCGCCGGCCCAGUCCACGGGGAGACAAACGAACCCCCAGCCGAUGACGCCGAGUCAGCUCACAUCGAUCCAGCGCGGACGAAGCCAUCACCGAAGGCUUGCCGGGCGUGCCAUUCUCGGCCAUUGUCGGUGGUUCUGAUGCCAUGCCGGCACCUCUGCCUUUGCUCCGCCUGCGACGCCGCCGCCAUCUCCUGCCCCGUUUGCCGCUCCGUUCGGACGGGCAGCGUCCAAGUCCUCCUUCCCUAAAAAAAAAAAUUAAUUAAAUAAUUAUAAUCACAUAUUAUUAAAAAAAAUGAAA